Molecule: messenger RNA, 1237 nt
Organism: Chiroxiphia lanceolata (lance-tailed manakin)
Lineage: Eukaryota; Metazoa; Chordata; Aves; Passeriformes; Pipridae
Gene: AK3
Product: adenylate kinase 3
Exons: 6
Coding region: 327-1010 (227 amino acids)
Biological process (GO): nucleobase-containing compound metabolic process
Cellular component (GO): cytoplasm; mitochondrion
Molecular function (GO): ATP binding; AMP kinase activity
Source: RefSeq, a predicted model, not a curated record
UUGGAGCUUAUUCAGUAGAGACCAGCAAAAGCAGAGCUGUUGGCGUGGGGGUGGGUGGGCCGAGAGCUGAGCAGAGCAGUCAGCCGCAGCCUCAGGGCACUGGGGCAGGGCAGGGUCGGGUCAUCAACGGGACGUGUCGGCAGCCCAGCAGUCAUCAGGUGACAGCCAGCCAGAGAAGCCGCCGCUGUUUUUCCCUGGGAGGACCAGCCUCGGCUCCCCGCCGGUCCGAGGCGGUGCUCCUGGGGAAGGCGUCGCUCCUGCCGCGCUCCUGCCGCGCCCCUGCCCGUCCCCAGCGGCGGCCGGAGCGGCAGGAGAGCAGGAGCAGCAUGGUGGUGUCGCCGCUGCUGCGCGCCGUCAUCAUGGGGCCGCCGGGCUCCGGGAAAGGCACCGUCUCCGCUCGGAUUAUCAAACACUUCGGCGUGAAGCACCUCUCCAGCGGUGACCUGCUGAGGGACAACAUGCAAAAGAAGACAGAAGUUGGAAUCCUUGCCAAGUCCUACAUUGAUCAAGGGCGGCUUAUUCCAGAUGACAUCAUGACACAACUAAUGCUGACUGAGCUAAAAGGUCUAGAUCAGUACCACUGGCUGUUGGAUGGUUUCCCCAGAACAGUUGCUCAGGCAGAAGCCCUGGAUAAAGAAUGCCAUGUAGACACUGUGAUUGACCUAGAUGUGCCAUUUGAGACCAUAAAGUGUCGGCUCACAGCACGUUGGAUCCACCCUGCCAGUGGCAGAGUCUACAAUCUUGAAUUCAGCCCUCCCAAAGUGCAGGGCAUCGAUGAUAUUACUGGUGAGCCACUUGUUCAGCGUGAUGAUGACAAGCCAGAGACGGUUAGUAGGAGGCUGCAGGCUUAUGAUGCACAAACAAAACCUGUUUUAGAAUAUUAUCGGGAAAAAGGGUUAUUGAAAUCCUUUUCUGGAACAGAAACCAAUAAGAUCUGGCCGCAUAUCUAUGCUUUCCUUCAAACCAAGUUGCCAGAUGUGAGCCAGAAAAAUGCUGCCACUCCCAGGUGAAAAUAGGUCAGACUUCUGCUCAUCUGUCAUAGCUCACUCUUGAUUUCAUGAGACUCAGCCAUCAAGGAUUUUUCCACGUAGCUACCAGACUGAUCAAUAAUUAAUUGCUGUCUUUAACUUAUAUUAUGAUAGAAUUGUGAUGCCUGUGGUUCUCACUUUAGCGCUAUAUUUUUUUAUAUUAAAUAUACCUAAUUUUUAAAAUAUAGUAACUAACUUUAACAAAAGCA